Schizophyllum commune H4-8 is the source of this 3084-nucleotide messenger RNA. RefSeq lists its product as uncharacterized. Bases 1 to 3084 code for a protein of 1027 amino acids. The record is from RefSeq and is a predicted model, not a curated record. NCBI's taxonomy places the organism in Eukaryota, Fungi, Basidiomycota, Agaricomycetes, Agaricales, Schizophyllaceae. The transcript is spliced from 6 exons.
AUGUACGACUCCUCGCCUGUGCUUGACACCAGAGACUCCCGACGAAAAGCUGCUCAGAACGCACGAGACGAAGCUCAAAUGCGGCGCGAGGAGCAGGCGGCAGCGGAGGCCGAGCAGGCGGCGCGUCUUGCCGAGGCCGUACGGGAGGCGAAGUUGGCGGCCAUCGAAAAUGCAUUGGAUUGCCUUACGCGAGGAGGCGCGAGCCUGGGAGAUCUUCUUCUGCACGUCUUUGGCGAGGGCCGUGAUCACAAAUGGCGCUGGUGGAACUUCUUCAAGGAGACAUCUGUGGUCGAUAAUGUGAUUAGUGCGAUGGCGUCGAAGCACUACAACUUACCACGGGCGCGCGCGAAAGCAGAGGGUGCUAUGCUCAACGUGAUCGUGCACACCGUCGAACAUGAGGCGCGGCGCAUCACUCGCGCUGGCACCCUUCGUCCUCCGAAGGAGGUGGACGAGAACUUCGUCCUGGGAUUUAAAUUCCACGGCCUCGUCGAUACUAUCCUUCCCCAAUGUCCAACGAUUGCGAGGCUUCUGCUUGGUAUCUGUCAAACAAGGAGGCAGACCAAGGACUGUACGCUGGAGAAGCUAGAUCACAAGCGAUUCCUAACCGCCAUCUACGCCGCGCUGCUUCUAGGUGAACGAAGUCAGUAUAACUCGUGGUUUCGCCACGUCUUCGGCCUCUACCUGUAUUCCCAGGGCGCAUCUCGCCAGUUGAUCACUGUGUUAAAUCACCUGGGAAUCAGUAUGAGCUACGUCACAAUAGUAGGACGAGGCGGAAAUCUCGGUGCGGUGCCCGAGCGACCAGAGGUCGCCGCGCAAGAUGGUACUGAGGAAGAGGCAGUGGAAGGUGCACCUACAUCAGCAUCCAUCAACGACGGACUUCCGAAUACAGCAAGACCUCUCCGAGACCUGCGUCAGCAAGCUGCGAAGCCGGGAACACUGCAGUCACUCUCACUUCAGAUGCGGGAGAAAGCGAGGGAGAUGGCGAGGAACUCGGACUUCAUGGUGGUCUACGACAACAUCAAUAUGAUGUGGAGGGUCGCCGAGCAGAUACUGGGGCGUACCGACUCGAUGGAGAGCGGGACUUGUGCAACGGCCAUGCCACUGCACGAUGCAGACCCGAAGCACCUUGACCCUGCAGUGUUCUAUCAGCACUUCGAUGACGCUGAAAAGCUCGAGGCCACGGACCUGAUGCACACAGAGGAAUACAAGGCCCAACUGCGCCGGAACCUGGUACACACGGUGCUUCGGAUUAUCGUGCGCCGAGGUGGUGACGCGAUGAGGAAGAAGUUCGGGAAGGAGGUUCGGGAAAGCCAGCCGUCGACGUCGUCGAAGAUCCCUGUUCACGCCACAAAGAUCCAUCCGCUCCCGACUAUGCACAUCGACGAGCAAUCAAGGCAGGGGAAUGCAGACUUGAUCACCGAGAUCAUGGACGAGCUGGGCCAGGCGACAUCAGACACCGAGCGCGCGGACAAGGUUCGUCUUGUAGCCGGAGAUCAACUUUCAAUGGCGCGCAUUCGUGAAGUUGGCGUAGCUCGCGCGGGAAACGACGGCAACGCGGCGUCCCUGCGUCAUCUGCUCUUGACGCCUGGUUUCUUCCAUUACAAGAUGUCCGCCACCGCCGGCUUAAUGCAGACGUACCUUGGUACCAAGAACCGCGACCUAUCGAACCCUGCAUCAAUACACGCCCACAAUACUCUCCUUCGCCGCAAGCCGCUCACUGCCACGUCCCUUCCUCCGUUUCGCCAAUGCCGCGAUAUUCUCUUCAUCUCUGGCGACGCGAGGAUCUUGACUGUCCUUCUGAAAGUAUCAGGCAAAGCGUCACUCGAGGAAUACGCGGCGGAUGCGGAUAUCACCUUCGACGUUCUGCAGCGUCACGCCGAACAGAUUGUCGACCAGUACGCAAACCCGGAAGUCGCUCGAAAACUUCGGAGGGCUCGAGACCGUGGCAACGUGGAGGCGGGAGAUAUGGUCUUCGAGAACGCUGUCCUGUUCCUCCGAGAUGUGCUUCUUCUGCGCGAGUUUACGGAUGCGAUCAAGGGAGGCGACUCGGGCCGUAUCAUCACUGUGCUCGAGUCCUGGGUGUUCAGCUAUCGCGCGCAAGGUCGGCCCCAAUACGCGGGGGAAACACUACGCAUACUUCACAACUACAAGAAGGUCUGGCCUCCCGGUAUUCGUGAUAUUAUGCUGCGAAACUGGCUCGUGAACACGACGGGGAAGCCGAACGCUUUCCUCGAAGUGGACCUCUUGCAGGAGCACCUGAAUUAUUGGAUCAAGACGUACUUUCAGGCGCACGGGAGCAACGCCUCGUGGGAGUGGUUGGCCACGGUCUCGCCAUGUGUUAUUGUCCUGCGCUCGCUGGCAAACGAGAUCAACGACGCGCUCGGUUCAAAGCAGGGAAAGCGGCACACGGCGCCCGACCUUACCAAAGAUAUCCACGAACUCAUGGCAAGUCUGCAAAAGCACAACGUCUACGAGGUCGUUCCGGGACGUCGAUUCGACGCCGACGACUUGAGCCUCGUAGAUGAUGCCGUGUCUACGGGCUUUGUUAAGCUCAUCCAACCGACUGCGAAAGGAACGUCGCCGUUGGACGAUUAUAACACGGCGUUCACGCGCCUUCAGCGCGCCUACCGCAUCACGCCUAUUGUGGGCGGUCCGCCGACCUCUUCAGAGGCAACCUCGAGCGAAACCGUAUCCUCCAAUACCGCAUCUGCUCCUUUAGAAACGCGCUCGCGGUCUCCUACUCCGGAUGGCAAUGAUGACACGCCUCGCGGCGUGGAUCAGGAGGACAGCGAGGAGACAGGCAUCCCCUUCUUGCAGGACGACGCGGGUCUUCCCAACGACGAGAAGGUGCAGGAGUUCGAUCUGAACAAAUGGUUCGAUGAUUACGAGUUGAGCGACGAUGAGGACGACCUCUUGGAUGUAGAUGCGGACGGCGAGACGGACCCGGACGCGUUGUCGAACAAGGACUCCGACGUGGAGAGCAUCAGCGAUGAGGAGGCUGCCUCAAAUGCCGCGCCCGGCGAGGGUCUCUCCAGCGACAGCGAGGGCUUCGGUGAGGAUCUCGACGCAAUUGGAUAUCACUAG